Paramecium sonneborni is the source of this 1025-nucleotide messenger RNA. The record is from the annotation of a GenBank genome assembly. Lineage: Eukaryota; Ciliophora; Oligohymenophorea; Peniculida; Parameciidae.
AUGAAGUAAGAUUCUAUUUAAUUGAAUCAUGGGUAAUUAUUCAUUUAAUAGAUCUUUUAGAAUGAAAGCUGAAAUAGUUGAGAUAAAAUAUGAAUUUCUUUUGAAUUAUAAAGUAAAUUAAUUUUCUCCUGAAUAAAGACAACAAUAUUUUGCAUAUAUAAAUUUGUAAUUAAAAUAAUAAUAAACAAUGUCAUCUAUUACUUUGUUGAAUACAGAUUAAUAGUUAAGGAGUGAGGAAGAGAUUGAAAAAAGUGAUAUUAUAAUUGAAGAUGCAGUAAAAAUUCAUUGGAACAUCUGGUGUGGAUCUUGGCAAUUUAUUAAAACAUCAAUUAUAAUCAAAAAUAAUAAAAAUCAAGAGCUGAUUUACAUUAAAGAUCAUAAAACUUUAAGAUAGUAACAGUAAAAGAUGUAUUGAUAGGGAGAAGAUUUUUUAUUUAAGAAAUAAUUUUGAGUUUAUGAAAAAUGUAGAAUAAAUUAAUCAUUUAACUUGGAUAGGGUUAUUUUCAAAUUUAAACCAAAAAAUUGGAAUAUGGAAUGCUUAUUGGAAACUUUAAAAAAUAAUUAUAGGAGGGUAUUACGAUUAAUGUAGUAAAAAAUAAGGAAAGUGGGUAGAAAUUUUUGAAAAUUAUUGCGAGUAAUUUUUUAUUUAAAUAAUCAGUUUUGCAAAAGUUACUUAUAAAGGCUAAUAUAAGAAUGGAUUAAAAUGUAAUAUAUGGGAAACAUUAUAUUAGAAUAAAAUUAUGUAAUAUCAGUUUAAUGAAGUGGUUUAGGAAUAUAUGGUAAAUAAAGUUAAAAAAAUGGUUUAUGGAUAGAUUUGCAUGAUAAUUUUUAUGAGUAUCUAGAAAUAACAUAUAUAGUGAAUGUUAAGUUACCUUUUAAGGAAAUUAUAAAAAUGGAAUUAAAUAAGGAUCAUGGUUAACAAAACAUAAGGAAUACUAUGAAUAAGAAUCUCAUAAGAUGUAUAUUUGUUUUUAAUAUUAGAGGAGGUGGAUUAUAUAAUGAAGAAGGGAUGAAAAUUGGAAUUU